Molecule: messenger RNA, 1701 nt
Organism: Effrenium voratum
Lineage: Eukaryota; Dinophyceae; Suessiales; Symbiodiniaceae
Source: the annotation of a GenBank genome assembly
AUGUGCUGCAGGAGGCGUGAGGGCGAGAGCUGCUGCUUCGGAGUGGGCAAGGAUGGAGAGCGCAUCCCGUGGAUCAAAAGCUGGGGGGCGGACCUCUUCUUCGGUGGUUUGAUCUUGAUCAGCGCGGCGCUGCUGGGUCUGGACAUCGAGCUGGGCCUGCGGGGGGUGGAGGAGUGGCGCCAGGAACUCUUCUGGAUCCAGUUCGGCCUCCUGAUCAUCUUCGUUCUGGAGCUCCUCCUUCGAGUCCACACGGAAGGCUGCAGAUAUCUGCUGAUCUUCGCGAACUUGCUGGAUGCGCUCAUCAUCUCGUGUUCCAUCGCCGAGUAUGUUGUCUUCUUUGCGCUGGGCGAGAGCGUGCUGCUGGGCGCCUUGUCUGUGAUGAGGAUCUUCCGGCUGCUCCGCAUCUUGCGGGUGGUGCGCUUGAUCCGCGUGUGCCCGAAGCUCUACAAGAUCUGCACCAGCUUGGUCUCGGCGGUUCGAGCCGUGUCCUGGGUCUUCCUGCUGCUCUUUGUCUUCAUGUACAUCUCCGCUCUGAGCUGCACGGUGCUGCUCAGCAACUCCAAGGUGCCCUUGGUGCGCGACAACUUCGGCUCGGUCUUCCCGAGUCUCUACAUCCACUUCGUGAUCCUGACGGUGGAGGGCUUUCCAGAGCUGGUGGCGGCCAUUGCGCAGGAGAACGGCUGGCUUUGGUACAUCUACUUUGUGUGUUAUAUCCUCUUCACCAACGUGAUGGUGAUGAAUACCGUCACAGGCGUCAUCUGCCAGACGGUGGUGUCGCAUGGGAGUGUGGACGCCGGGGCAAAGGCGCAGUGCUACAAGGAGUUUGACAAGCUCAAGGAGGUGGUUUUGGACUGCAUCCUUCUGGAAGGCUUCCGCUACGAUGUCCAUGACGAGAUGAGCUAUGAGAUCUUCCAGGUGGUCAUGCGCAAUCCAGGGGUCCGCGCCUCAUUUGAUGCCGUGGACGUCUGCCUUGAUCUGGAGGAGGAGCAGCUCUUCAACAUCAUCGACGAGAACGGGGACGGCAAGCUGAGUUUUGACGAGUUCUUCAUGAGCCUCUGGCGGCUGCGCGGGAGCAAAGAUCGGUUGCAUUCCCUGCUGGUGCAGUCGGACAUUGUGCAGACCCACAAGCAGCUGCGGGAUCGGGUGGCGCAGAUGUCCGAGACACUGGUCGCCUGCCACGCGGAGGAAUGCUCCCAGCUGCGGGAGACUUUGACCGAGCGUUGCCAAUCCCUGGGCCAACGGCUGCAGGAGCAGCUGCAGCAGCAGAAGGAGCAGAAGAAGGAAGAGCCACAGGAGCUGGCCCGCAAGCAGCUGCUGCAGCUGCUGCAGUCGGCCGGUGCUGCAACUGCCACGGCGCGCGCGACCCUCACGAGGUUGGAGGAGGAGAUCUCCGUAAAGCGGUCCAGGGUCUCCGAGCUGAAGGUGCAGGUGCAGGAGAAGAUGCGCAUGCAGGAGGUGGAGGAUGAGGAAGACACGUCUCCAUCUGCGGCUUCGGCGCAACUGGAGGUGGAGGUCGAGGAAUCUGGAGUUGAGGCGCAGGUGCCGGACGAGUGCUCCCCGAUCUCGGGGCCGGGGGGCCCAGAGCUCGCCUUCCCGAAACCUUCCGACAGAGGUGUCACCAGUGUCACCAGUGUCGCCGUGCGACACGGAAGGCCGGCGGUGCUGACAGUGCGUACUGGGGCCACUUUGAAAGGGAUGUGA